Molecule: messenger RNA, 1697 nt
Organism: Magallana angulata
Lineage: Eukaryota; Metazoa; Mollusca; Bivalvia; Ostreida; Ostreidae
Exons: 7
Coding region: 119-1132 (337 amino acids)
Biological process (GO): immune response; signal transduction; apoptotic process
Cellular component (GO): plasma membrane
Molecular function (GO): transmembrane signaling receptor activity; protein binding
Source: RefSeq, a predicted model, not a curated record
UUGUUUUGGAUCUGAGUUUAUUUGCCAGUGCUUUCGAUUCACCGCACCAGUCAUUACGCUGUUGAAACUGCAAAUUCUGCGAGGUCUUAAGCUUGCUGAGGAUUGGUCCAGAGCUCAAAUGAUGGCGUCCUUGUACGUGUCAACGACUGGUUUACUAUGUAUGAUGUGUGGACCUGGGACAUACAAAACCAAUGACUGCGUCACCAACAUGACGUCAGCGACAUGCGCAGAGUGUCCAAAUGGAACCUUUCAAACAACAGACAACCAGGCGCAGUAUUGUGCAGCUUGCUUGACAACAUGCUUAGACCGAUACCAAGUUGUGUCAGCGCCCUGUACGAAGAUUGCCAAUACCAAAUGUAGAUGCAAAGAUGGGUACUAUUUUAAAAAUUUGUCUGUUGAUGGUUCAGAAGGACAUUGCCUCCAAAAUAAAACCACGCUUCAAUCUUCAAAGGAUUUUCAGAUUACAAAGUCAAACGAGUCAGAAUGCGGGAAUACAUCGUCUCUAUUUUGCCAACUGGAAAAGAGAUUGUUCAACUUCACACAAGAUAGUGGACCGGAGAAGUACGUUUUACUGGUGGCCCCCAUUAUUUCCUUGGCGGCCUCUGUUGUUGGUUUUCUGCUCCUGAUAAUAUACUACGCGAAGUCUCCAAUUACCGUACCAAAGAAAAGGGACUUUGGUGUCAUUGGUUGUACAUUCGAGCGUCUACAUAACGAUGAAUGGAGGUCACUCCUACUGUUCAUUGCGACUCAAUCCGUUUUCGAAGAGUACAUAUUAUUCUUUAAAGUACUAUUUGAAAUAUCUGGUUUGGAUGACAACGUGGAAAGCAUCAUUUCAACUCACGAAUCAAACCACCCGUUUAGUAGAACCGAGGUGAUCUACGAAUGUCUUCAAACUUGGCGCCAAAAGCUCAAUCGAAAUGCUUCUGUUGAAGCCUUAUACACCGCCUUGUCCAGAGUCGGAUGCAGAAGAAGAGUUAUUCGGAAGGUUCGUGGGAAAUAUAAGCAGCUUGUUGUAUCCAGAAUCCGACCUCCGGCACUUAAGAGAUCACACAGCUACACCGCGGGUCUUCUUGGUGAAACAAAAGAGGCCAUUCAGGGGAAAUCCAAAGUGGAACUUUCUGCAUAUAUCUGAUAUUUUAUCUUUAAUUGUAACGUCUACAUGACUUUGAUGAUUGCAUUAAUUUAAGAAGACAAAAAUUACAUAUUGUGUAAAUAUAUUUGCUUUUGAUGCUCAUGGAAAUAAAUGAUGGCUUUCUUUAAAAUAUAAGGUGUGAAUGACAUUUUAAAGUUUGAACUGUUAAAUUAUUAGUAAUCUAAUUCCUAUACUCACGCUUUGAAGUAAGCUGUGAGUGCAUGGACUAGUUAGAGAUGUCUCAGUGGAAUGUGAUUCAACGUUAUUAUUUUGUGGCGACGUACAUGAAGAAUUAUUGUCAAUUUUUAGACAUUGUUUCAGCGAUUAUUUUUCUAAGCUGUUUCUGUAGACUUUAUAUAUUCAGUUAUUUCAAUCCCCAUCCCAAUAAAAGGAUAACCAAACGCCAUGGAAAACAAAAAACAUAUGAAUACUUGAAUACAAAUCACAUGUUGCAUCCAUAUAAAUCAUAACUAUCUUUUCAAAUGUAAAAUGAAACAUAUCGCAUAGGAAAUGCAUUUUUUUCAAAUAUUAUAAUUAUAAUAAAUGACAUGCAAGGAAUAACAAC